Molecule: messenger RNA, 1671 nt
Organism: Caenorhabditis remanei
Lineage: Eukaryota; Metazoa; Nematoda; Chromadorea; Rhabditida; Rhabditidae
Exons: 6
Coding region: 1-1671 (556 amino acids)
Cellular component (GO): nucleus; cytoplasmic ribonucleoprotein granule
Molecular function (GO): RNA endonuclease activity; mRNA binding
Source: RefSeq, a predicted model, not a curated record
AUGAAUGUCGAUAAUGAUAAUUAUGGAUGGGAAAGCAGUUUAUCAAUGAUAGCGAAUGAGCAGUCGCGAACCGCCCAUCCCCGUCACGGAGGCAGUAUUCCGGUGCUGUUGAGACCGGUGUUCAUGAAUGCUGUCGAAGUUGGAUAUUCAUACGCUCACUGCGACCGCGAGAAGAAGCUAAACGUCCGUGGUGUUACCAUCGCCUUAUGGCACUUCAUUUGUCGUGGACAUCAAGCGAUCGCCCUCCUACCGUACUGCUUCAAAAACUAUGCGGAGAAGUCGACGCAUUACGCCGAGUUGAUGAUGCUCUACCGACUGAAUUUGAUCGAGUUCACACCGGGUUACGGUAGCGAGAAGUACGCGGAGGUCAAUCGGAUUAUGGUCAAUCGGGCGGCCGAGACGGGCGGUUGUUUGGUGGCGAGGUCGCAGAUGCAGGGAGUGACGGAUAAUAAGAGCAAUUUGGUGGAUGUGGUGGAGCAGAGACUCCUGAUGCCCACGUUCAACGGAGACGAAAUAAUGUUCCCAAUCGAUGGUCCCCUUGGCCGAAACGGUCCCUCCCUUCAGGAGACACUCGAAUGUGAGCACGGCGCACCCGAUUGGAGAAUGUGCUCGGAGCAUCAAUUGCUCCUCUCGGAUCAACGUCAUUGGAUGGAGAAGUUGGCGUUGUUGGUACCGGAGAAAGUUAUUUGGACACGGAUGGUUCAGAUGAUCAAUGCGGGAGGAUCGAUGGAUAGACAAGAAUAUGAGAAUGACCCUCCGAUGCCUCCCUCACCACCGCAGCUCAUGGAGUUCCGCCCACCACCACUAAUGGCUCAAGCUCCGCCCCUUUUUCAACCGGUGCUUCAUCAAUACCAGACACCUGACUACAAUCACUACCAAUACGAUACGCACUACUCGAUUCCCAACCCACACCAAUACCAUCAAUACAAACGCAACUUUAUGGCGCCACCAACGACACCACGACGUCAUCUGAAUUCUCAUCUGAUGACGUCACCUCAUCUGAAUCCUCAUCUGAAUCUGAAUCCCUAUCCACCACCACAUCAUCAUCAUCAUGGUGGACGGAAUUCUUCUGGAACUCGCUUGAUUAUUCGUUAUGGAGACACUGAGCCGAGAGUUGUGGGGGCGUCUGGAAAAGGGGGCGGAGCUUCACAUGGAAUUCAGAUUCCGGAGAUUCAGAACUCCCACGACGAUCAGAUGACAAAUGGAGUAGAUUCGGAAAUUGGGACGGAACCUGUGGAAGAAGAGCUAGAAGAGAGUCCUACCCCAUCCACCGAACUCGAUGAGUCAGUUGCCCGUGAGCUCCAUGAGCAAAUGAUCGAAGAGACACGUGAGGAACGGGAAAAACUGGAGAAGGAAACGUCGGAACAGAAGAAGAAAGAUGAGAUUCUGGCGCAGCUCUCGCAGAUUUUUGGAUACGCUAAGUCGCACCGCGUCAUGUCCAAGCACCGAAACAUCUUAAAAUUGCCUGUUCUUGUCGAGAAGUGUCUUGUUGAGCCGGAUGAGGACGGUGAUGGUGGGGAGUUCGAGGCGACGUCUUCUGAAUCAUCCUCCGAAGACGUCAAUGAAGACCUUAUUGAUUUUUCGGAUGAGCAAUUGCAAAUGGAGCCGACGAAAGAAGUUGUGGAGCCCUCGAACUCGGAGAUUCUGGAACUCGUCGAUUUGAUUUUUUGA